Messenger RNA from Nomia melanderi (Alkali bee), 1417 nucleotides. Its product is annotated as ribosome biogenesis protein BRX1 homolog. Gene Ontology annotation, biological process: rRNA processing; ribosomal large subunit assembly. Gene Ontology annotation, cellular component: nucleolus. The record is from RefSeq and is a predicted model, not a curated record. Lineage: Eukaryota; Metazoa; Arthropoda; Insecta; Hymenoptera; Halictidae. Gene Ontology annotation, molecular function: rRNA binding.
GAGCUACCCAAGACUAAGUAUGUGAAAAGCUCUAUGUAGUAUUUAAUACAAUAGGUAAAAAUACUUUAAUAAGUACUUAGGUAUGGAGAAGCUAACUUUUCGUGAGGGGAGUAUCACUAGAGUGCCCGCGGACACCAAUUUAGCAUCUAUGCCUAAAUGGCAGGAUUUGGACAUAUUGAUUUUUAUAUGUAAUUGUGGGUCUAUGUAAUUUACUUACUUUAUGAUAUUCAACACGUGAGGUGCUUUACAUUUCUGUAUUGUUAACCUUACUUUUGUAAAGUAUUCUUACUAGAGUUGUUUAUAUACUUCUAAUGAUUUAACCAUGACAAAAAAAGAUUUAAAACGUAAAAGGAAAAUAGAUGCAGAUAAAGAAAAUGUACCGGUAGCAGAAACUUUACCAGCAAAGAGAAUGUCAAAUGAACCGCCUCUGAAAAAGACGAAAUGGAUUAACAAGCAGCGGGUGUUAGUUUUUGCUACUAGAGGAAUUAGUUAUAGGCAUCGUCAUCUUAUGGAUGAUAUAAAGACACUCAUGCCUCAUCAUCGUCCUGAAUCAAAAAUGGAACGCACUAAAAAGUUGCAAGUUGUAAAUGAGAUCUGUGAAAUGAAAAAUUGUAAUAAAACAAUAUUAUUUGAAGGCAGAAGGAAAAAGGAUCUCUACUUAUGGUUUUCUAAUAUUUCGGAUGGACCCAGUGCUAAGUUUUUAGUUGAGAAUAUUUACACAAUGGGAGAAUUAAAAAUGACUGGAAAUUGUUUGAAAGGUUCACGUCCCUUGCUAUCAUUUGAUGAAAAUUUCAAUAAACCACAUUAUAGUCUUCUGAAAGAAUUAUUCGUUCAAAUAUUUGGUGUCCCAAAUCAACACCCUAAAAGCCAACCAUUUUUUGACCACAUUUAUACAUUUAGUAUAUUAGAUAACAGAAUAUGGUUUAGGAAUUUUCAAAUUUUAACUGAAGAUGGUGGAUUAGCUGAAAUUGGUCCAAGAUUUGUAUUGAAUCCAGUCAAAAUAUUUGGUGGGAGCUUUGGAGGAGAGGUACUCUGGGAAAAUCCAGUUUAUAUUUCACCUGCAAAGUUUCGUCAAUCUAUUAAUAAAAAAGCUGCUGGUAGAUAUAUAAACAAAGUAGAACAAAAAUUAGUCCAAGAAGUUAAUAAACCCAAAGAAUCAUAUUCAUUAAAUCCUAUUGAUGAGAUAUUCAAAGGUGACCCAUUAGAAAAAGCAAAAGAAUUAGAAACAAAGGAAAUUAAGGAAACGAAAAUAACAAAAGCUAAUGAAAAUAAAAGUAUAAAAAGAAAAAAAUAUAUUAAAAAACAAUUAGGAAAAAGGGUAAAGAAAACUAAUUUAAAGAAAAAGACCAAAAUUGAGACCACGUUUGAUAAUACCUUAAACUGUUUAGCAGACUUAAAAUUUGAUGCACCUUUUUAA